Centropristis striata (black sea bass) is the source of this 1628-nucleotide messenger RNA. RefSeq names its product cAMP-regulated phosphoprotein 19-like. Gene Ontology annotation, cellular component: cytoplasm. The transcript has 3 exons. Lineage: Eukaryota; Metazoa; Chordata; Actinopteri; Perciformes; Serranidae. Gene Ontology annotation, molecular function: protein phosphatase inhibitor activity. The coding region runs from base 319 to 657 and encodes 112 amino acids. The record is from RefSeq and is a predicted model, not a curated record.
UUUUUCAAGACGUUUCUAUUGUGCGAUUGCGAACUCUACUUUUGCACAGCACAAGAUUUGAUCAUUUAAACUCUAACAGGAAACAACUGUUGGUGGCUUUACACAUAUUUAUAUGAUGAUUGUGAUGGUCGCAGUCUGUCUGCGAUCUUCCUCUCUGGCAUCGACUCCCCGGCCUGUUGCUGGACAGGCUGCCUGACAGGCUGCUUCACUCGCCCGCCUUGUCGCUCCCGGUACCACCUUUUAUCUUUCACAAGAGCUGCUUGAACGGCUAACCUUACAUCCGCAGUUUCGCGAGCAAAGCAGGGAUUCAUUACAGAUAUGUCUGAGGAGGUUGAAGGAACGAGGACUUCGGUGGAGCAGCAGGAAAUGGAGGACAAAGUAAUCAGCCCAGAGAAAGCAGAGGAGGCCAAACUGAAGGCCAGGUAUCCUAACCUAGGAGCCAAGCCCGGAGGCUCUGAUUUGCUCAGGAAAAGACUUCAGAAGGGGCCAAAAUAUUUUGACUCUGGCGACUACAACAUGGCCAAGGCAAAGAUGAAGAAUAAACAGUUGCCAUCGGCCCCAACAGAGAAGACUGAGAUUACAGGCGGGCACAUCCCAACACCUCAGGACCUGCCUCAAAGAAAGACUUCAAUUGUGGCCAGCAAACUGGCUGGUUGAUGGUUUUAGGUUUACUGUUUUGUUAUCAUUCCACCCCCCCACUUCAUAUCUACCUGCUGUUUACAGUUUUGUUUAUGUUUCACCUUUAUAUGUAUUCUCUAAGAACAACUUAUGUACCAAGCCAAAUUCUUGCGAUAAAUCUGUAACUAUUAGACACUGAAUUGCCAGCAAGUUAAAGCCAACAAAAAGUUGUAGCUGGAAAUGUUUCUCAAGAUCUUAAAAAAAAUACUGAGUAGUAAUUGAUUCUAAAAUAAAUAUGAAUGGAAGUUAAUGCUAUCAUAUUCUCACUUAACAUUUUAACUUUUAAGGUUAUAUGCCUCCAUACAAAUUGCCUGUAUCACAGAAGCUGAACACCCUGCAAAGAAAAAUCUUGUUUCUUUAAUCUUUCCUGUUACUGAUACAGAGGCACAAAUACUUCUGAGUUAUAACCACAGACAUUUUGUGUUAAUAUGUCUGAUGUUUAAUUUACAAGUAUGUCUUUCAGCUUGAAAAGGUGUUGAGUAUUUAACUGCUCAUAUGGAGGCAUGUUGGUUUAAAUAGUGAAAAGUGAGGUAAUCUUGUUUUGUUUUCUAAUCCUUGUUUGUGGCCCUUCCUUUCUCCCUGUGAAGCUGUUUGAUUCUGUGCUUUCAAAGUACUGAAGAUUAGAUAACACACACACACUUUGUAGCCAGUUGUAUUUUAAUUCAUUUCAGUGACAUUGGUUUGCAAGGACUUACUGCUGGUCUCCAUUUCAUCCUGACCUCUAAAAUGGCCUUAAAAGUAAUGCACCGUUGUUCCUCUUGAGCAAUAUUUGCUCCCUCAGUGAGAAUCUUAGUUAUGAAGUUUGCCUGAAUUGUCUGUCACUGUCUGACUGGAAUCACUUACGAUUUUAAGGAAAGAAACUCCCAUGACAUGUCUGGAGUGUGCAUGUGCAUUAACUGUGCAGUCACACUGUGCCAUUUGUUUUGUAAAUAAAAUAGUUUUGCAUAAUA